Molecule: messenger RNA, 2260 nt
Organism: Vidua chalybeata
Lineage: Eukaryota; Metazoa; Chordata; Aves; Passeriformes; Viduidae
Product: sperm-associated antigen 4 protein-like
Exons: 8
Coding region: 174-917 (247 amino acids)
Biological process (GO): nuclear envelope organization
Cellular component (GO): nuclear envelope; meiotic nuclear membrane microtubule tethering complex
Molecular function (GO): protein-membrane adaptor activity
Source: RefSeq, a predicted model, not a curated record
GUCACACUGGGCAGACAUCACGUCCUGCUGCAGCUGAGGAGGCAGAGCUGAGCGCAGAGGGAAGGGGAGGAGAAAGGCUCACCACACAAACCACUGCAGUCUUCCAAACCAGAGGUGACUGUGGAGCUCAGCAACUGCCCAAUGAGCUGGACUCCCUCUCUUUCAGGGAAAAGAUGGUGCAGCUGAAGAAGAGCUUUAUAGUCUUCAUCGUGUUGCUCUCAGUGGCUCUUGCAGGGAGCAGACAAGGGGCCCUCGGGGUUUGCUGCAAACCCCACUCAAGACUGCCUGGUGAUGUGAACUGCCAGUGCUUUCUGCAGGACUGCCCUGUCAGAACGGUCACCGUGGACAAAGGGAUUUGUGGAGAAGCUGCAAUGUGUAUUUCCAGCAGGACUGAAAACCUUCUGGAGCCACCACUGACACACAAAGAACUUCCCAGACCUAUGACUGCAAAGAGAGUUGUCUCUGCAGGAUUUUACCCUUCUUCUGGACUGCCAGCCUUCCUAAUACUAUUCUCCAAAUGUUUUCCCAGGAAACUGUUGGGCUUUCAAAGGGCAUCAGGGCCAGGUUGUCAUCAAGUUGCCAGCAUGAGUCUACCUGACUGCCAUCACAGUGCAGCACAUCCCCAAAGAUGCCUCUCCAAGUGGGCCAUCAUCAGUGCCCCCAGAGACAUUGCUAUCUUGGGAGUGGAUGCAGACAGAGAAGAGGAAACUCUCCUGGGGGUGUUCACCUACAAUGUGGAAAAAAACCCCACACAGACUUUCCCUCGGAAGAACAUGCUGCUCCCCAGAGCCUUUUCACAGGUCAAACUUUUUGUGAAGAGCAACUGGGGAAACCCAUGGUGUACCUGCAUUUACCAAGUGAAGGUUCACGGAAAGAUGGAAAACCAGAAAGCCUCAAACCAGGGCCAAGAUAAAUAAAGAAGAAAACACAAAAGAAUAAGAAAGGGCAGGGGGAAGAGGGAAAUGGGGGGGAAUGAUGCGGUAGCCCAAUGUUGAUUUUAGAGGAUGCAUGUGGGACCGUGCACCUGAUGCACGGUGCAGAGGAUGCACCUGACCAUGUCAGGUGAGUUUUAGGUAAGAUAUUAGGAAUUAUAGAAUCAUUUAAUACCCUCUGUUGAAAGGGACCCACAAGGAUCAUCAAGUCCAACUCCUGGCCCUGCACAGGACAGCCCCAACAACCACAUCAUGUGUCUGACAGCUGACUCAGUGCCAUGACCAGUUCUCUGGGAAGCCUGCUCCAGUGCCCAACCACGCUCUGAGUGAAGAACCAUUUGGGUAAAGAAACUUCUGGGUGAAUCAGAAUCUGCUGACUUAGAGGGGACCCACAAGGAUCAUCAAGUCCAACUCCUGGCCCUGAACAGGAGCAUCCCAACAAGCACACCACAUGUCUGACAGCUGACUUGGUGCAGUAGCCAAUUCACUGGGGAACCUGUCCCAGUACCUGACCACAUUCUGGGUUCUGCUUCUUCACCCAGAAUGUUCUUCACUCAAAAGGAGAAGGUUCAUUACCCAAAGGUUCCUCACCAGUUUCUUCUGGACAGUUACAGGCUCUUUGGGAGGGGUAGGCAGGACAGAAGAGGUGUAGGGGUCCCUUCCAAGUCAGAGGUUCCAUGGUUCCAUGAUUCUAUGAUUCCAUGACCAGCUGUUUCCAACCUGUCUCUUGUAAACCCCUGACACAGUGCUAUACGUGCCCUAUCCCAGAAGCAGAGUGGAAGCCACAAGUCCACGGUUUAAGACAAUGGCAGAAUGCAUGGAAACAUCUACUCCUUGACCGUGGAUGUGUAGUGAGAGACUAAUUUGUGCCAGAGCCUAGCACUAUUGACUAAAACAAAUAAAGCCAUAGGCCCUGGGAAUUGUACUUCAACUUUUGUUUGAUCAGUAGAACUGUAAGCAGUAAAUAAGGAAGCAAAGGAUGGGGACUCUACCACCUCCCUGGGCAGCUCCUUCCAAGGCCUGACCACCCUUUCAGUGAAGAAAUUCCUCCUGAUGUCCAACCUGAACCUUCCUUGGCACAGCUUGAGGCCGUUCCCUCUCCUCCUGUCCCUGUUCCCAGGGAGCAGAGCCCGACCCCCCGGCUGUCCCCUCCUGUCAGGGAGUUGUGCAGAGCCACAAGGUCCCCCCUGAGCCUCCUUUGCUCCAGGCUGAGCCCUUUCCCAGCUCCCUCAGCUGCUCUUCAUCAGACUUAUGGCAUAUGACUUUUAGCUAGGAUUUCUCGGCAAACCCCUUUGUAGCAACCUCGUGCUGGUUUACCGUCACUUAAG